This is a messenger RNA of Amoebophrya sp. A120, 2958 nucleotides long. Lineage: Eukaryota; Dinophyceae; Syndiniales; Amoebophryaceae. The record is from the annotation of a GenBank genome assembly.
CGAAGAUCGUGCGGGUGGAACUAAAAGCGAAGAAUUUUGUUCUACUUCCGUCGGCGAUCACCGGGAGAGCGCGGGGACAGUCUCGUCGUCCAGGGCUGGUACAAUUACAGAGGAGGACCAUGCAAGAGAAGAUAGGACAAGAACUACCCGCUCCUCGCGCUCGGGACUGCACUUAUCUUCUGACGUCAAAAAUGAAAGGGGCGAAGAUCAUGACGAUCCGGUGGGAGGACCACAGGCUGCUGCACCCGCGGCUCUGGAGUCCAUUGUCGAGGAGCAACCUCCGCCGGCCCCUGUUGCACCACCACUACCCUUUCACCACCCCUUCUUCGCCUGGGGCCCCCUGCAUCCGUUCACGCUCUCGCGCCAUUUGCAGAACAGCGUGAGAUUGUCCCAGUUAGAGGCAUCAAACAGGACCGUUUGUGAGGCUGCAAAAAACGAUAAGGCGAAACAGGCUGUGGAAGUAGUAGGGGGACGAGAGAACCACGCAGCUGCUGUGUUCUUGCAAUCGUCGAUGACAGGAGGUACUAGCGGGUCGAACUCCGUUCUUGUAGUGCCACCCGAUCACUCACAUUCUCCUGCAGAUGAUCUUCGUCUACAACAACAUUCCGCAAAAACAGCUGGCCCCGACAGCGUCAAAUCGAAUGCGACCUUAUCAUGCUCCGGUGCGGUUGUAGGUGCAGAAGCCUCGGGAACAACGUCAGCACGACUCGGUGAAUCAACGGGAGAACCACGCGAGGCUCUUGCAGAGAAAAGGCAUCCUCCAGAACAAAAAUCAGAAGAGGGACUGGAUUAUUCUAUUGGUCAUGGCGGAACAAGAGCUGCGGCAGAGGUACCCGCUGACCGACUGUCUUCGAGAAUUGUCACAGAAACCGAAGUUCUGCGUCUAAAACCGGUAACGACACUAAACGCGCUCGCCGGACAGGUGCUUGACCAAAACAGCCGCGCAUCUAGAGCUGCAGGGCCGAGGGUAGCAGGAGCCUCGGCUGUUGUGCAGCCAGGUCCUCAAGCUACUUCCAUGCCCUCGAAUAACCCGCACGAUCUUCAAAGCAGGGCUGUACUAAAAACGGCGACGACCACAGCCACGUCCGAUCCUAACACCCCGAACCCGGCAGGUCUGCGAUUCGCGAAACUGGUGGCCGACUUUUUUCGCACGUCGAUCGCAGACAGAUUACUCCUUCUCGGCGGGGAUCUUCACGACAAAACGCACUUUUACCUCGCACAGGGAAAGACAAAAAUGUCCAUUCGCGAAAGCUGUGUGCGCGACGAUGAGGAGGAAUUUGCGGACGAUGUUGAUCCGCUGCAGCACCCAGCGACCUCCACCUUGGACGCUGUUCCAGAGCAUGGCUUACAACAGCGAGCGCAAUCUACCACUUCCAGUGGCGUGCUUCCACAAGCCCAAGUGCAUGGCACAGCAGCAACAGGAUCGACAUCUUCGGGAGGAGGUUCUUGCGCUGUUAAUAUCUCGGAUGGAGGCGACCCAGAGAUCGGGUACACCACGCCGCAGGAGCUGGGGCAUUUAGUGCGAGAGCGGUUCAUGGAGUUGCUGUCGAAAGUAACGGCGCAGAAUGAUCGGCAAAAUGCGGUUACAGGUGGCCAACAAGAAGGCGCAUCGGAGAAUGAUCCGCUUUUGUUUAAUGAGUUUUUCAACGCACCGCAGGCCAGGUGGCACAUGAUCAGCCAGAGAACCGUCGAUAACGAUAGUAACGAUGACCAAGGAAUUCCUGCGAUCGUGGUUUCUCGGUUGGUUGAGGCGCCUGCUCCUGUCCCUGCGGAAUCUACUUCGGAAGCACUGCCUUCGGAAGCACGGCGGCAAAGUGAGGCAGAGCUGCGAGCACUUGGAGAUGGUGCAGGGUGUGCAAGCAAAGCUGAGUCAGAUGAGCGUGGCAGUUCCACCGUAGGACCGACAGCACCAGAAGGGCCAGGCAUGAUAGAUUGCAGUACUCCUACAACUGCUUAUCAACCCCCUCGCGUUCAUCUUCAAGGAGCUUCAGUUCCUGGCUCAAUGCGAGAGGAGCAGGCUAAAGAAGCGGAACAGGCCAGCGCCAGGGAUCAUGCAGUCGCAGAAGCUUUGCGGUUGCGCUCAUCUGACCUGCCUGUUGUACGCCAAGUUGUAAAUAAACAAGCGUCGAAAGCAGGAGGUGCAGCGACGCCCAGCUCUCAAAUGAGGAGGCAACUUUCGCCUGCCAGCUCACCAGAAGAGGGACCCUCUUGUACUAGUUCUGAACUAGAAGACGAGGUCAGUGGUCCAGAAGACGUCUUUGAAGGUGUUGCUGGGAAGCAUGAUAUUAUUAACGUGGAGGCACCUGCAGCUCCAGUAGUAUCUAGGUCGACGAUGUUGAAAACGGCAGCAGGUCGAGUCGCGGAUGAAUCCCCGGCACACGAACAGCCAUCCGAUCCACCUCCCGGGGCCCGUAAAAAUCCACACCAAUCAGGACGGGAUAGUCCUUCGAGACCGAUGAAAAAUUCCGAAGCUCUGAAUAGUCGAGGAGCUCCUGCUAUAUCACCUCGAUUUGUAGUACCACGACAAGCUGCACCACCGACGCCGCGGCCAUCCGAGCACAACCGGGGAGAUCCGGAAAACUUGCGGCGGGCAAUAGACUAUUACAAUCUCCAGGAUGAAGACAUGCGGCAUAUCGAAUGAGUAGAACAAUUGGUAUGAAAUAAGUUCCGCUAGCUGCAUUUGGCGGGCUCGGGCUGCCUUUUCUAUUCUUGUCCUUACUUUCCCCUUUAAUACGGAGCCGCGAGAGGCUUCCUUAUUCACGACCUAGAGCUGCUUCAUCCCGGUGGACGAAAAUUAAUGAACUGUGACAACUGUAAGUUGGAGACGAAGAUCUUCGUUUCAUGGAAAUGUACGCAAACUUUCUUUCUACACACACAAUGUACACCACCAUAAGUAUACAAUUAGAUGGAGGCGAUUUUCGUCAAUGAAGGCUGGAACUUGUGCGAAUGUGGGUGGUC